Magnusiomyces paraingens is the source of this 2331-nucleotide messenger RNA. RefSeq lists its product as uncharacterized. The record is from RefSeq and is a predicted model, not a curated record. The transcript has a single exon. Bases 1 to 2331 code for a protein of 776 amino acids. NCBI's taxonomy places the organism in Eukaryota, Fungi, Ascomycota, Dipodascomycetes, Dipodascales, Dipodascaceae.
AUGAAAAGCAGCAACGUGCGUGACAGUCCUCUAAAAAACGCCAUUGGAAUUACUUUUAGAAAGCCUGUUUCUGAAAAUCGGCAUAAAUCAUCUCCAACUGCCUCCAGAUUAAACGUUGGUACAGUUCCUUCAAUAUCGACUGAAAAAUCACCUUUUAAAGAAUCUGCAGAAAAUCCACGCACUCCAGCAGAUUUCAAAGGCAAAGGUAUAAGCGCUAAAAGAGGCGUCAACUUUAGUCUAUCACCAGAACCGCGUGCUAUUGAGCGUCAAGAAGAACGAUGGCUUCAACAAGCAUUAUUUGAAAGUGCAGAAAAACCGGUACCGUCUUCUGAGAAAAGAAGCGCACUUACAGAUGUUUCCAAUAGUCCGCUAAGGAAACGUCAGAAAAUAGUCAAUACAGAUAAAAAAGAAGAUCAGAAAGCCGCCAUAAUAUUACCAGAAAUUAGUACACCCGUUAAACCCCCGGUGAAGGUUUUUAGAGAUGAUCGUAUUCAGACUGAAGAAAUACAACCAAUUAAAGAGGAAAAUGAUGAUGCAAUCACGUCUGCGACUGUGACUGCUACAUCUGAGCCAGCAUUAGUUGAGGAUCCUUUUAGUCUUGAUACAUUGACUGCAAACUUACUUAUAACGGAAAUUGUUGAUGUAAAUGCCAAAGAGGCUGGUAUCAGAAAGCUAGGAACAGGAACCACGACUUCUGCGACUUCUGCGACUUCUAGGGACAGAUCUCGCAGGGGAAUCGCAAGGGUCAGAGGUCGCCGAGGUCGUCGCGACCAAGAGAAAAGGGAUGAAGAAAACAAAGAAACUACUCCUGAAAAAAUACCGGAGAAAGCUUCGGCAAAAAUUUUACGGAGGCGUAAACGAGAUGUGGAAAUUUACCAAGUUUUAUCGCCUCCACAAUUACAUAGUUCUUCAGAUGAACAAAAUAAAAAAUCACAACCGGAAAUCGACGAAGUUAGUGACGACGAAGAAAAUGUUUUUGAAAAACAAAAUCCAGUGGAUAAUAACACAACCAAGAGCAUACCCCAAACAAAGCUUUCUAAAAAAGUUAAAAAUCGAAUUGUUCAACCGGAGUCGCUGCUGCCCAUCCGUCAUUUUGUGAAUCCUUCUAUGACUGAAAUGAUGAAGCGGAAACGGUAUCGGGAACAAGUUCAAAAUCAAGAUGUUAGUUUUACGCAACAGAUGCGUGAUGCUGAUGACUACAUUGCUAGUGAAAUUGUGUUAAUUGACACGGAAACCAAUGAUAAAUCAAUCGAGCAAAAGUCAUCAGAAGCAAAUAAAGCUGUGGGUAAAAUGCAAAGUAAACACCCAUCUGUUGUCAACUGUCGAAAAUCUUAUUCAAGGCGGUCUUUACAAUCAUAUCCAGAGACUUUGGAUGGUUCAGAUGAUCAAAAAUCUAGUAUUUCGAGCAGUAGAAACGACUCAAGUACAUCGCCGGAGUCUGUGUAUAGUAUGGGAGAAGCUUAUACAGAUUAUGAUUCCACACCAAGGCAGCUGCCACUUUCGCAUGCACUGAAAAGACUACCCACAGAAAAGGAGCGUGAAGAAAAACGCAAACGUGCUGAAACAUUUGCAGCUUUGAGAGAAAAGUUUGCCCAAAUUGAUAAGUGGAAAUUACGUGUUGAUUCAGUUGAUGUCAGUCCAGAUGAUGCCUCAUUUUCCGGUUAUGCAACUGUUACUAAAUCGUCAUCGGAAUCAUCACAGCAAUCAUCCCCAGCUCAGUCUUUGGGAUCAUCACCACCCUCUGAAGCUGCUGAAGAACAGAAUGUCAGCAUCACUAAAGAAACCCCAAAAGAUAACUCACAUAAAUCGGCGUCACCACAAAUAAUAUCUACCCCACCAGUGUUACGGCGCACACGACAAUCUUCAUCACAAGAAGAAUUCUCAGAACAUGAUAUUGAGUUGAUUGAUGAUGUCACAUUUGAAUAUAGCGACUAUGAAAGUUUGGAAGACCUGGGCAAGAUGUAUUCAUCUAGCGAAGGCGACAUUCAAAAAGAACUUGACAAAAGGAUUUCUUCGAGGUCAGAAUCUUUGGAAAAACCAACAACGUCUCGAACCAACUCCGUGCUUUUGACUAAGUCUACAACAUUGGAACAAACAACGACGUUAGAAAAAUCGACAACAGUGCUGAAUAAACCAGAAACACCUCGGAUUAAGUCUAAAAAGAAAACCAAAAGCUCUCCUAAAGAUACCAUUUCUUUCAUAUCUACCCCUAAAUCUCCUUCGAAUGAUAAACUUAAAACAACUGAAAUUCCUCGCAGACGAACACGAUCAACUAUAAAGAAUUUAAACACUCUGAGUGCAAGUGAGGAUGAAAUCGAGUUAUUGGAAUAG